GAGAGGGGGAUCGAUCCAUCCAUCGAUCGCGCGGCCGGGCGGCAUGUCGCGGUUGGCGUCGGCGCUGCUGGCCCUUGCGACGGCGGCCGCGUUGGCGGUGGCGGUGCGGCCGGCGGUGGACGUGACUGCGACGGUGGCCUUCGGGGAGGGGUACGCGCCGCUCUUCGGCUUCGACAACAUCCUCCGCUCCGCCGACGACCGCACCGUCAGCCUCCUCCUCGACCGCUCCACCGGGUCGGGGUUCAUCUCGUCGGCCAUGUACGAGCACGGCUUCUUCAGCGCGUCCAUCAAGCUGCCGUCCGACUACACGGCGGGCGUGGUGGUGGCGUUCUACACGUCCAACGGCGACGUGUUCGAGAAGACGCACGACGAGCUGGACUUCGAGUUCCUGGGCAACAUCCGGGGCAAGCCGUGGCGGAUGCAGACCAACGUGUACGGCAACGGCAGCGUGAGCCGGGGCCGGGAGGAGCGCUACGUGCUGCCCUUCGACCCAACCACCGAGUUCCACCGCUACUCCAUCCUCUGGGCGCGCGACGCCGUCGUCUUCUACGUCGACGACGUGCCCGUGCGCGACCUGCGCCGCGCCCGCGCCGGCCGCGACUUCCCGGCCAAGCCCAUGUCGCUCUACGCCACCGUCUGGGACGCCUCCAACUGGGCCACCUCCGGCGGCCGCUACCGGGUCAACUACCAGUACGGGCCCUUCGUCGCCUCCUUCACCGACCUCGCGCUCGCCGGCUGCCGCGCCGGCGCCGGCGCCUCCCCGGAAGGCUGCGCCGACGCGCUGGCCGCGUCGGACCCGGCAGUGAUGACGCUCGCCAAGCAGCAGGCCAUGCGGCAGUUCAGGGAGCGCAACAUGGUCUACUCCUACUGCUACGACACGAGGCGCUACCCCGUGCCCUUCCCGGAGUGCGACGUCGUCGAGUCGGAGCGGAGGAGGUUCAAGGACAGCGGCCACCUCCGGCUCGCGCUCAGGCGACGCCGCGUGGGCCGCCGGCCGGCCAGGCCCGGCGGCGGCGCCAACAAGGCCGACAUGUAG
Molecule: messenger RNA, 1036 nt
Organism: Hordeum vulgare subsp. vulgare (domesticated barley)
Lineage: Eukaryota; Viridiplantae; Streptophyta; Magnoliopsida; Poales; Poaceae
Product: probable xyloglucan endotransglucosylase/hydrolase protein 30
Exons: 2
Coding region: 44-1036 (330 amino acids)
Biological process (GO): xyloglucan metabolic process; cell wall biogenesis
Cellular component (GO): apoplast; cell wall
Molecular function (GO): hydrolase activity, hydrolyzing O-glycosyl compounds; xyloglucan:xyloglucosyl transferase activity
Source: RefSeq, a predicted model, not a curated record